This is a messenger RNA of Meleagris gallopavo (turkey), 2353 nucleotides long. Lineage: Eukaryota; Metazoa; Chordata; Aves; Galliformes; Phasianidae. The record is from RefSeq and is a predicted model, not a curated record.
AUGACUUGCCAAGCAUUUGCUUCAUCCGACAAUUUUGUACCCUUGAAUUCUGACUCUUCUCCCUCCCUGCCUCUGAUAAUGCAUCACAGCGCAGCAGAGUGCCUGCCCGUUUCUAACCAUGCGACCAGUGUUGUCUCCACAGUCCCGUCUGUUUUGUCUUUGAUACAAACUCCUAAAUGUUCCCAUCUCCAUUUUGCCAUGAUGACUUCGGGAAAUGUGUCAGCAGGACUUCACUACUCUGUGCCCUCCUGUCACUAUGGAAAUCAAACCUCUACCUAUGGAGUGAUGACAGGUAGCCUGACUCCUUGCCUCUAUAAGUUCCCUGAGCAUGCCCUGAGUGCCAGCUCUUGUGCCCUGGGCCACAGCUUCACACCAAUGCACCAGACGCUCCUCAGUGAUGAUCCCACAGCUGCAGACUUCAAGCAGGAAUUCCGCAGGAAAAGCAAGUCUGUGGAAGAGCCUGUCGACAUGGAUUCCCCUGAAAUCAGGGAACUGGAGAAAUUCGCUAAUGAAUUCAAACUGCGGAGAAUUAAACUAGGUUAUACACAAACCAACGUUGGUGAAGCACUGGCUGCUGUGCACGGCUCUGAAUUCAGUCAAACUACCAUUUGCCGCUUUGAGAACUUGCAGCUAAGCUUUAAGAAUGCAUGCAAACUGAAAUCAAUACUGUCCAAGUGGCUGGAAGAAGCAGAACAAGUGGGAGCUUUAUACAAUGAAAAAGUUGGCGUGAAUGAGAGGAAGAGGAAGCGCAGAACCACCAUAAGUAUUGCUGCCAAAGAAGCCCUGGAGAGGCACUUUGGAGAACAAAGCAAACCUUCUUCUCAGGAAAUCAUGAGGAUGGCUGAGGGGCUUAAUCUUGAGAAGGAAGUUGUGAGAGUUUGGUUUUGCAACAGAAGACAAAGGGAAAAAAGAGUGAAGACAAGUCUGCAUCAGAACGCCUUUAGCUCUAUUAUCAAGGAGCACCACGAGUGCCGGUAAAGCUUUUUCAUGUGUAGCUGUGGGUUCCUGUUUUGCUUUAUUUUAAGUGCUUUGUUGUUUAAAAAAACAAAACAAAACAAAACAAAAAAAAUGGUAAAACACUUGAUUCCUUUACAAGCUAGCCAGCUUCAGAUGCAAUUUGGUAUAGAAGGCCUGAUUUCAUUGUAAAAUAUUGGGGGAAAAAAUGCUAUUGCAUAUAUCUGAACUUUUGAAGGCCUAACUUCAAGGAACCUAUUAGGCAUCACUCAACCAGAAAUGCUUUAGAAAUAGCACAUGUAGUUGCAGUUUCCCUGUGCUAUGCCUUCACAGUCCAAAUUGUACUGAAUGGUUAACAGAGAAUCCCUGUUGUAGGUACAGGCAUGAGGAAACAAAUUCUUUGUGUUACUCGUGAAGAAAGGUUACAAAGCUUGGUGUCAGCAGCUGUAGUUCAUGAAAGAUUUUUGCCUCAGCCUGUCUACACACGUGCCAUACCCCUAGCCCUUCUAUCUUCAUGGUAGCUAUCUAACUGAACUAAUCUUUAUGAGAUGAUGAGCCAUUAGGCACAUUACAUGGUGCCACCCCCAGCAUUGAACACUGAGUUCACUAAAUUAAACGUUGAAAAGAAAUUAGAACUUUGAGGAAGAGGAGAACAUGAAGAAGUGAUCUUAAGCUCGCAGUGUUGAUAAUGUUGAGUAUCUAUCUAUGGCCAAAGAUGGGAUCCUGGAGGACUGUCACUGGAUGUGAGUGAUCCAGGAAGGCAGUAGAGGAAUGCGAGCUGAGGACUGAAAAGCUGCCUUCCAAAAACUGGCUGAUAUUCAGGGACAAGCUCACAGCUGCUGUACAUCUCCGAACUGAACUACUGCAGGUAGUCUUGGGUCUUUUCAAGGUGAAGAUAUGAAAGAUGUGCCAUAGCUACUGUCUUUAUUUAUGGUAGAAUAAGCUUACCAACACUGAAGUGUCAACAUGGCUCCUCACGUGUUCUCGGUUUCAGUGUACCACUGCCUUAAACAGGUGGCAAGUUGAAGUAACAUUUUCCAGUGCUAGUUAUCAAAGGUAUUUUCUGCCAAUUCACUGCAUGCCUUAAGGUCUGAUUUGGGUAGGUUUAGCUAUUACCUUAAGAGUUUAUGGCUAGAUGGGAAAAAGUAGUUAAUUAUUACUUCAGGCUUUCUCUGCUUUAUAUUUUUUUAAGAUUAAAUCCUUUUGUGGACACACUUAAAUGAGAGAGUGUAUUAAGUGAAAAAACAAGGCUCUUUUGCUUUGAAACAAGUAGCCAAAUCAUUUAUUGCACUGUACGUUCCCACUCUCUUACACCUCAACAACUGAGAAUAACCCCUUUUCAUCCUGUAGCCUGGAGAGAAAAUAAGGCAAAAAAGAACAAUAAAAACUAACAAAACAA